AUGGAAUUUAUUGCAUCUUUUGAUAAAUUUGGAGCAGUCUAUAAACCAAAAUUAAAAUAAGAAUCAAAUAAUUAUAAAACUGUAUUAGGUGGGAUUAUUUCAAUUUUAAUAUACCUUGUCAGUUUCAUUUAUUUUUGUUACAAAAUAUAUGAGUUUGGAAAAAAUUAAAUAAAUCCUAUUCAGUCAAUUGCUUAUGAAUAUACAGAAAAUCUAACAAUAAGUGAUAAUCAAGAUUUAUUGAGUUUUUAAAUUAUAGGAACUAAAAUUAAUCCUUUUAAUAAGACUGCUCAAAUACUUGUUCCAAUAAUGAUUUUAUAAAACUCCGAUAAUUGGGCAGAUUCAUGUAAUUUUUUAAAUUAAUUAAUAGUAUUUUUAUCUAGUGAAAUCAUUUACAACAAUGGUGAAAUUGAUUUCAAUACUUAAAAAUACAUACCUAAAAAUUUAAGUCUUUAAAAUGGAUUGGGUGAUUAUCCUCAUCGAAUAAUGAUAGGAUUGUAGGUUUGUAAUUAAUUUUAACAUAAAAAUUGUGCCGAAGAGGAUAUAAUUGAUUCAUUUUUCAAGUAAAUGAAAAUUAAUAAAGUAGCUAAAGCAAUCUCUUAAUUAAAACUACUGUAUUAACUGAAUAAUAUAAUUCAUUUAAAAGAAUUAUUAGCAAUAUGUCAACAGAACUAAACUUCGCUAUUGAUAGGAGCACUACUUUUUAUUAAAGAAUAAUAAUGCAAGCUUAAAACUUAAUAAUAGAUGAAGGUCCUCUUCUUCCAGCUUAUAACUCUAAAUGGAUUUUUAGCGAUAUAUAAGUACAAACUCAGAGUUUAGGAUAAAGUUUCAAGAAUGAUUUUCCUGCAGUAUUUCUUACUGAAUUAUCUAUGUCAUUUGUAACAUAAAGAAAAGUGGUUCAGUAUGUUAAAGUAUCCUAAGUAUUAGCUGAUGUCGGUUCGAUAUUUUCAAGUUUAAUGCUUUUUAGUAUUAUAAUUUCAUCUUUAAAUGAAUUCUUAAUGGAAGAAGAAUUACUCUAAUAAGUUAUUGGUAUUUAUUAUCCAUAAUUUUGUUAAUUAUAAUUUAGAAGAACAUUUAAUUUUGGUCCAAUAAAAGAAGUAAGAUUUAAAGAUAAAACACUUAAUUUAGAGUAAUUUUUAAAAUUCUAUAAAUAUGCUAAGAAAAUAGCCUAGAAUAAAUUAACGAUACAUAGUAGCAUUUAUUAAACUUCUCGAUUGUAGUUUGCUAUAUAAGGCUUGAUUGAAAGAGAAACUCUUAAGAAAUUAAAUCUUUAGGGAAUAAAAUUAAAUUUGAAUUAUGAAAAUACAAUUAAAUCUCCUCGAGAAAAUUAAGUAUAAUAGUCUAAAUCAUCAGUUAUUGAAUAUCAGGAAAUAGAAGAUCAUGUAAAUCUUAAGUUUACAGAUGAAGAUUUUGAUUUAUUUGAUUAAGAAGAUCAUAAAUAGAAUGAUAUUUAAUAAUUGAUUAAUGAUAACUAGGUUUAGUAGUUAAAUUUAAAUGAUAUUUAAUAAAUAGAUAUAUGA
This is a messenger RNA of Paramecium sonneborni, 1517 nucleotides long. Lineage: Eukaryota; Ciliophora; Oligohymenophorea; Peniculida; Parameciidae. The record is from the annotation of a GenBank genome assembly.